ACCUUAAACUCCCGAUAAACCCGAAAGUCUUGCAGCGCACGGCUGGUGUGACUCUCAAGGAAUCCGCUCGUCUCGGUGUGUACAAAACUGGCGUCUAUGAAGCUUUCACGGCUGGUACUCCCGCCAAGAAACCCACUUUAGGCGCCACGAGCACGCCGCCGCACAUUUACAUCAUCGCCGACACUACGCCGGGUGAAGAAUCAGAGACCGCCAUCGAUGGGCGCCAGUAUAUCGUCGAUCUUCUGAGCGCGAAUGCUGGAAUGAGUAUGGUUGACGCCCAAAAUUCGGUGGAAAUUUCAAGGGCAACUUUCCCGACUCGAUGGCCUGACACGUUCGACGUCGCUCAGUACGCGACUGCGGGCUUGUUCACUCCUCCGCUCGGCUCGUCCGAAGGAGGCCAAGGUUUGCGCAUGCCGUUUGACGAGGUCUACGCCGCGGAAUCACGAGAUGAUCACGUCUGUGUGACUCCUUCUUGCACUCAAAGCCGUCACCAUCACCUCGGCGCCAAGCUGUCUCAUAUGGCUGUCUGGAAGAAGGCGCUCGCGCGGGGUGAUGAACAUGUCGUCGUCUGGGAGCAAGACGGUAGAGGAAUCCACUCGGUUAGCCCACUCGACUACGCUGAGCUCGGACGUCAGCUUCCGGCUGAUACCGACAUGGUUUGGCUUGUCAACACUCCUCGAGGACCCGGUCAGUUUGUGAAGAAGUUCCGCUCCAAGGCGACUGGAACUUGGGGCGACAAAACGCAAGGCGCCACACGUGGGGACUGGAUUGAUCCUUCAACGCGCAGCGUCAAUGACUCAAAGUCCGUGUACUUGUACAAGUUCGACAGACUCUGCGGGUGGGCCGGCGCUGGUGCUCUCAUGCUCACUAAGAGAGGUAUGGAGAGACUCAGCAAGUAUGGCUCAGAGAAGGGUGUCGACAUGAUAGAUGCCUGGCUCGCUGGCCGGUGCAUUGCGACGGGCGACGGACUCGAUCUGAAGUGUUACACUGCGAUGACAGCGCCGAUUAGCCCUAAGAACCUCGGUGGGUACGUUCCAGAGUGGUACAGCGACGUGAACGUCGAUGAGGGCACCGUGCCGCAAGAGCAAAUUGAUGAGAUCGAACGCGACCCGCACCUGUACAACAGGCUCGGAUGCGAACGAGGUGGCGCGGAGUUCGAGCACACGUACGCCUGGCUCCCGGUCGGUACGGUGGAUCAAACUAGGAACUGUCACGCACCGAGCGGCGAAGCUGCCGCUCGCCACGGAUUUAAGGCAUGCGACCCCAACCAGGAACUGCCUAUCAAGGUCGAGACGCUGUGGAGCUCUCGCGCGAGCUCGCGCGCGAGCUCGCGCGCGAACGCGCGACUCGACGCCGAGCUCGGCUACCCUAGACUCGCGGUGUAA
Messenger RNA from Ostreococcus tauri, 1385 nucleotides. RefSeq names its product unnamed product. The record is from RefSeq and is a predicted model, not a curated record. Lineage: Eukaryota; Viridiplantae; Chlorophyta; Mamiellophyceae; Mamiellales; Bathycoccaceae. The annotation marks the transcript as partial. The transcript has a single exon.